Molecule: messenger RNA, 429 nt
Organism: Rhineura floridana
Lineage: Eukaryota; Metazoa; Chordata; Lepidosauria; Squamata; Rhineuridae
Product: cytochrome c oxidase assembly factor 8-like
Exons: 2
Coding region: 1-429 (142 amino acids)
Biological process (GO): intrinsic apoptotic signaling pathway
Cellular component (GO): mitochondrion
Source: RefSeq, a predicted model, not a curated record
AUGGCAACAGCUGCAGGCAGCCGCCUUCUCUUAGGCCGCGCGACGGCACCAGCGGCCUCGCGCUGUUCUUGCAGACGCCGGGCUUCAAAUUUUUGCUCUCCUUCACACUCUUGCCACAAUUGGAUUGGUCCUCCUGAUCGAUGUUCAAACUUCCGACCAGUAAUAUUUUAUAUUCCUAAACAUGAAUCCCCAUUUGAACGAAGACUUAGAGAGCUUAGACAGGAAACUCAGGUUUGGAAUCAACAGUUCUGGGCAAACCAGAAUAUAUCAUUUCAAAAGGAAAAAGAUUUUGUUUGCUCCAGAUUGAAAGCCAAAGGUCUACAACUGAGAGAUGAAAAGGGCCGGAAAGUAACACUGAAUGCAGAAGAAAUGGCUGAAUUUUACAAGGGUUUUUUAAGUAAGAACUUCAAAAAACAUAUAGACUAUUAA